GUACUUUUUUGAUAGGCUAUGAGGUCCCAGUCCCAAGAAGAGCGCACAGAUAAGGAAGUAUCUAUCAUCAUGGACAAAGAGUGUUGAAAAAUAAAGAUAGACCAUUUUCUUUGAUUAAGUGACACUGAUUUCAGAGGUCAUGUCUUUACUUGUUGCUAGCAUAGACUUUGGGACAACAUAUUCCGGCUGGGCGUUUUCGUUCAGACAUGAAUUCGAAAGUGACCCUACAAAAGUAUCUGCGAAAAACUGGUCUGGCGGACAACUCGUUUCACAGAAAGGACCUACAUGCGUGUUGAUUCGUCCUGAUGGGAAAACGUUGGAGGAGUUUGGCUACGAAGCCGAGAACAAGUAUGCUGAGCUGGCUAUUGAUGAGUGCCACAAGCAGUGGUACUACUUUCGAAGAUUUAAGAUGAAGUUGUUUAAUCAAGGGGGAGUUGGACGUAAACUCAUGCUUAAGGAUGAAACCGGAAAGAAAGGUCUUCCAGCUAAAAUUGUGUUUUCGGGGGCAAUUAGGUAUUUAAAGAACGAUUUGAUUAAACAAUCCGAGAAAAGAAUAUCAGGAGGUGGACUCACCGAUGCUGACAUUAAGUGGGUACUGACAGUUCCUGCAAUCUGGAAUGAUGCUGCCAAACAGUUCAUGCGAGAAGCAGCGGAAGAAGCAGGAAUUGCAGGCGAUAAACUGACGAUAGCACUUGAGCCUGAAGCAGCAUCAGUGUUUUGUAGACAUUUGCCUGUGGAUACGACCGCUAGCGCAGUCACCUCAUCUUUGGCCUCUUUCAAGGCUGGGACCAAGUAUUUAGUGCUCGACGCGGGAGGGGGAACUGUAGACAUAACGGUCCACGAGGUUGGUGGAAGCGGUGAGUUAAAGGAACUGUACAAGGCCAGCGGAGGAGCAUGGGGCGGAACAAAGGUGGACGAUGCAUAUGAAAAGUUCUUAGUUGAAAUAACAGGACUUGGUGUAAUGGGCGCUUUCAAGGAAAGUCAUAUGGAAGACUAUAUUGACCUGUUUCGUGACUUUGAAAUCAAGAAGAGGGACAUAUCUACGAAGAAGAGUGGCGGAAAGAUUAAUCUUCGCAUGCCUCUGGCAUUGGUUGAAACCGUCAAGGAGGUCACUGGCAAAACAAUCAAGGAAACCAUUUUGGGUUCAGCGUACGGAGAGCGCAUAAAGCAUCAUGGGGACAAAAUCCGAGUUGACGCCGAUAUAGUCAUUGAGCUGUUUGACGAACCAGUUACCAGUAUUCUAAGUCACGUUUCCACUCUUCUAAAAGAAUCUGCUGUGCGGGGAUGCAGCAAGAUUGUCAUGGUUGGUGGAUUUUCAGAAUCGCCAAUAUUGCAGGAACGAGUCCAGAAACGUUUUUCUGGAAUGUCUGUCAUCGUCCCGAACGAAGCUGGGCUUGCUGUGUUGAAAGGCGCGGUGAUAUUCGGACACAGUCCGACUACUAUUGCUGAAAGGGUUUGUAAGUUUACGUAUGGGUAUGGCUCAACCCAUGUUUACUCUGAGACAUGUUCGCACCCAAAAGGAAGACGUGAAACAGACGAGAAUGGCGAUUUAAGAUGCUACGAUAUAUUUGUAAGACGGGCAAGGGUAGGUGAAAAAGUAAAAUUAUCACAAGAGGGUCAAGAAUCGACAACUACACCAGUUUUUGCGUCUCAAAACACCAUUGGAUUUGAAAUUUACGCUAGCUUAAAUCCGAAUCCAACUCAUACGACUGAAAAGGAAUGUUCAAAGAUAGGCUAUCUAGAAAUACCAAUCGAUGACACUUCACUUGGAAAAGAUCGCGAAUUCGGCGUUCGUUUUAUUUUCGGUGGAACUGAGAUUGAGGUGAAAGUGGAAGACAAAGCAGACAAGCGAGUAUUUCGAAAAAGAGUGGACUUCCUUGGAUAACAAUGUAAAUGGGUUGCAGGCUCACUACCCAAAAUGUAAUAAUGACAUGCUAACGGAUGCAAUUGGAUUGGAAUUGACUUGACUCAUGUUGGAUGAGUAAUUAGCAGUUAAGCAGGUUCUAAGACUUAUACAUUUAUUUUUAUUUGAUUUUGUUGAUUUGAUUCGGUUUCAUGAAAUAUGUGAUACUUUAUCAUUCGUCUUUGUAGUCGUGAUUAGGUGUUUAACUUUGUAUAUGUUUACAUUUUGUACAUACUUGUUGACCUAUAUUGAAGAAAUUAAAUUUUUAAUACCCCAUUAAUAAGUGAAUAUGACCGGGUUGCAUCUCUUUGGCGUCUGUAAUUCAAAGCGAGAACAAAACUUAUAUACGUUUGAUGUAUUCAAUGCCUCAAACAAAACUUUCUAUUGAAAUGCAUUCAUUAAACCAUAUUGUACAUACAUGUAGAUUAGUAGUGGUAUGCAUACAAUACUGUGUUAUAAUUUGUUAUACUCAAGUUGAUAAAUAAAUAAUAAAUAUACGUUUAGAAACAUUACAUACGAAA
Messenger RNA from Mya arenaria, 2424 nucleotides. RefSeq names its product heat shock 70 kDa protein 12B-like. The transcript is spliced from 7 exons. The record is from RefSeq and is a predicted model, not a curated record. Gene Ontology annotation, molecular function: ATP-dependent protein folding chaperone; ATP binding. Lineage: Eukaryota; Metazoa; Mollusca; Bivalvia; Myida; Myidae. Bases 140 to 1885 code for a protein of 581 amino acids.